AUGUAUCAAAAAGGCCAGUCGACAGGCGGACAACAGCGCGACCGCCAAUAUAUUAUCAACCCAUUGAACCCCAGCGAGAGCAAAGGCCCAGAUCCAAUGUUGCUAGAUCUAAUGUUCAGUACCAACCGGGCCAUCAUCAUCAUCAUCAUCAACAAUAUAGAGCACCUGAACCAACUAUACAGUCACUGGUUUAUCGCAGAAAAAAGACACGGGUUUCAAGUUAAUCAUGAAAACCAGCUUAUGCUGAAAUAUAAUGUGUUGAGCAUUUGGAUCACAUCCGCCGCUCAUAAGCCCAGUCUUGUGUUGUACUCCUAUUUGGCAAAAGACAUUGAAAUACCGUCACAUUUAAGACUUAAAAUCCAGAUAUUUAUUAAACGCUUGUGCGGACCCGAUAUUGGUACCCAUGCUACAACCCACGCCACCACCACUACUCCUCCCACAACGCCAGCAUCCCGUGAUAUUAAUGGCGGCGAACCCGGCACUGGAGACACAGGAGGAACGGGGGGUAAUACUGGAGGAGGUGUAGGAGGUGGGCAAAAUGGUGGCGGUGGCCGAUUUAUCCAGGUGAAGCACCAUAAUGUAAGAACUGGGCGCACAAACGUGAUCAGAUUUCCAUCGGGCACCGGGAGUGGGGGCAGAAGUGGUGGUAAA
Medioppia subpectinata is the source of this 651-nucleotide messenger RNA. The record is from the annotation of a GenBank genome assembly. NCBI's taxonomy places the organism in Eukaryota, Metazoa, Arthropoda, Arachnida, Sarcoptiformes, Oppiidae.